Molecule: messenger RNA, 1353 nt
Organism: Trypanosoma theileri
Lineage: Eukaryota; Euglenozoa; Kinetoplastea; Trypanosomatida; Trypanosomatidae
Exons: 1
Coding region: 1-1353 (450 amino acids)
Source: RefSeq, a predicted model, not a curated record
AUGCGGCGAGGUGCUCCUGAGUGGUUUACGCGCGGCCCGGCGCGAGAUCGUUUUCACCGCCUUUGGCCGUGGGCGCUGAGCAGCACGUGUGCGGUGAUGUACUUUCUCAACCGCGAGCCGUUUGACGAGAUGGCGGGCACGGUGGUAACGAAGAUCCGCCGGCCGCUGCUCCGCACGAUGGAGUGGAUUGAACUCCACGACGUGGACCCCGAGACGAUGGCGCUUGAACUGCCGCCGGACGUUAUCUUCGGCCCCCUUGAGUUCCCGCAGCAAAUGCGAUUUCUCCUCGCCGCGCUGCGGGCCGACAAUGAACUCGCCGACGGCUAUCUUGCCCGCGUGUUGGUAGACCACAUGGAUCUCUCCCUCGAUCCACCUAUCCUGUCGGAGGCCGAUCUCCUUGCCGCGGGCGGGCGGGAUCUUCUUAACUUCGCCAUCGAUGACUUUUUAGGAGAAGGGUCAAGGAAGGCACGAAAACAUAUAUUUUUUAGACCGGACGAAUUUCUUCGCCUCAUCAAUUUUAUCGCCGUGUACCCAACUCUCACAGAUUACUUUGUUAACCAGCGUAAUGGAGUGGAUCUGGUUUUUCGAGCUUUAAAACAUAGUCGUGAUGAGUAUGCACGUGUUUUAGCUUUGAGAUCAGUUUGUCUGUUUUGUUUUACACAACGCAAUGAUGGUGAUGUGGAGCGCCGCAUUUUACAGGCUAAUGCCAUGAAACAAAUUGUAGAAGCGUACAAACAAAGCACUGGUGACCCAGCUGACACACGCUUUAUUACUUUGGUGAUAUCUUCUAUUUUACGUCACUACCCUAAAGAAGGUGGGAAAGAAUUUGUAGAUGCUGAUGGUGUAAAUGCUGCCGUACAAAAUUUAAAUAUUGCUCGUUAUAAAGGACUUCCACAACAUAUUCGAGUUCUUCAUGACGCACAGAAACUUCCAAAAGCUGCAGUCGGUACAAAAACAACAAAUAGUCGUAUUGAAGAUGCAGAUUUUAUUCCAGUAGCAAUGGGUGUAUUAGAUGCUUUCCCUGAGUUUUAUGAAACUGCCGGUGAUAUUUUACGUCUCUUAGAAGAUAUUGUUCCUUCAGAAACGACUCCAUUUAGCUUGCUAGAGUAUCGCGCAAUGCCAAUUCUUUCAAAAUUCUAUGUUCGUUGGAAAGAUGAUAACGUUUUCCAGACAGAUGGAACCCGCACACAAGUGGUGCGUUUAUUUAGGAUGAUGCUAGAUGACAAAACUUGUCAGCGGUGUUUUGAUCCAAGUGUUGCAUCCUAUGAGUUGCAGGAAUGUAUUCGGACGGCGAAAGAGGCAAUUCGGGUAGAGGAGAAUUCUGGACAACUCCAACAACAAAUGGCGGCUUGA